Molecule: messenger RNA, 2554 nt
Organism: Equus quagga
Lineage: Eukaryota; Metazoa; Chordata; Mammalia; Perissodactyla; Equidae
Gene: TINCR
Product: TINCR ubiquitin domain containing
Exons: 3
Coding region: 1-264 (87 amino acids)
Molecular function (GO): protein binding
Source: RefSeq, a predicted model, not a curated record
AUGGAGGGGCUGCGGCGGGGCCUGUGGCGCUGGAAGCGCUUCCACAUCAAGGUGCACCUGGCGGACGAGGCGCUGCUGCUGCCGCUCACCGUGCGCCCGCGCGACACGCUCAGCGACCUGCGCGCCCAGCUCGUGGGCCGGGGCGUGUGCUCCUGGCGCCGCGCCUUCUACUACAACGCCCGCCGCCUGGACGACCACCAGACGGUGCACGACGCGCGCCUGCAGGACGGCGCGGUGCUGCUGCUCGUGCGCGAGCCCAGGUAGUCUGCCUGGAGGCGGUGGCCAUGACCCAGCGGACCCGAGGUGCCGGCUGAAGGAGCAGCUGGGGCGGGAGCCUGGCCCUCGAUCCCAGUAAGUCCCUUUGGUGCUUCGGGUGCAGAAGGGACCUCCCAGACUGUAGAGGCCACAGAUGGGGAAACUGAGGCCGGGAGAGGAGAAGGGACUCAGCUUUGUGGCCGACCCCACCCUCCACAACCCUGUGCUUCUGGCCCCUGGGGCAGGGACGCCGUGCUCACCUGGAGACUAACGUGCGCUGACCUGCUGUGUGACCCUGGGCAAGUUGCUUCUCCUCUCUGGGCUCGGGCACCCGCUGCUUCUGUUGCAAGAAUGGGCUUUGAUUGGCAGGUGGGGCCUCCUCGUGCUCUUUGCCUGCAAAUCCCACGACUGCCACCAGGUGACUCCAGACAGCGACGCGGCCGGGGGUCCCUCCUGGGGUCCCAGGGCCACCGGGAAGGAGGUGGCUCAGGGGUUCUGGUUCCGACCGCUCGGCCACUCCUGACGCAGCCCCUGUCCCUGUCGCCGGCCUCGGACGUCGCUGCCCCAGCCCUGCCAGCCGUGCCGUGUGACCCUGAGGCCGCUGUGGGCACCGCCGUCCACCCGGGGCGGCUCCCAGGGGCAGCGGGGCGUGUCGCUGGGCCCUUGGCUCAAGCCGUGUCCCCGCUGGAAGCCCCUUCCGUGCGCCUCCUCCAGGAAGUCCUCCCGGGUUCCCAGCCAGGGGGCCCCUGUCCCCUUUUGGGUCCCCACAAGUCCCCUCUGCUGUGAACAGCCUUGGCUGGGGUGGGGGGUGCAGCCAGUGACUCCGGGGGCCUCAGAUGACUCGAGGUGGAGACGGGGGGACCCCAGCCCUCGGCCAGCUCUCCAGCGACACCCCACGGCCACCCCCUUCCACUGCCUGGUCCCCUGCAUGGGGUCUCGGCGGGGACAUCUCUCCUCGGGCCAAGAGAGAAGGGAGGGACCCCCCUGCCUUCCAGGGAUCCCCCUUCACAGUGUGGCAUGGGUGACCCGGUUCUGCCUGUCCCCCGGCCCCCUUGGGGUCCCUCCUCCAGCGGGGCAGUGGGUAAACUGAGGCCUCAGGUGACGGCUGGGCCCCUCCUUUGCACCGCCCCCUGUGCACACUUGGGGACCUGCCCCCCAGGGCCUGGCGGGAAAGUGGGGCCUUUCAUAACCACCCCGCUCCCUUCCUGGGCCCCACUGUGGCCGGGGUCUGUGCCUCAACUUACCCCACACUGCCAGUUGUCCCCCGCGGUCAUGGGGGCCGUGACCACGACCUGUUUUACAGAUGGGGGCGUCCCAGGCCACCCCUCCUCCUCGGGUACUGCCCCAGCAGCCCCUGAACCCCGGGGUCCCCAGCCCAGAUGGGGCCCCGAUGGGGGGAGGGGAGGGCUGCCUGCGGGUGGGGGCGGGGGACACGUUUUCAGGCCGUUUUGACAUUUAACAAACAGUAUGCAAAUCGCAUACAAAUCAGCACCCGUUUCUUAAGCCCCGACAGCGCAGGCGUGUUCGGAAGUCACAAUGUUGGACCUGUCGCUUCCGCCCCUUGGCGGUGGCCUGGCGGACGGGGGCAGAGGCUAACCCCUCCACCACCCUUCUUCCCAUUUUCCAUUUUCUCCUUCACAUUGUCCGUCGAAGGCGUCCCGGUCCUCAGAGGGACACAACCAGCAAAAGUGGCUGCCGGCAUCCCCAUUUUCCAGAUGGGGAAACUGAGGCACGGAGGGGCACGAGCCUGGCCUGAGGUCUCAGAGCCGCAGUGUGGAAAGUGUCCUCCGCUGAGCAUCAUCCUGGACCCGAGUGGACGGUGCCAGUGACCCAAGGGGGAGAGAUGACAGCCUCUGGAGCAGGCCCACCAAGGCCUGGCAGAGGGCUGUCCCCAGGUUUCUUGAGCUUGGAUCUGGGGGAAUCGCCCAUUGGCUCACCCUGCUCCUCCGGUCCUUCUUUCUCUUGCUCCUCCAUCAGCCUGUUCCUUGGAUUCCGGCCACACAGCCCCUCUGCUCCGUUUGCAGGUGGCAAGCUCCUAUUCAUCCUUCAAAACCCUGGCUCCAAUGCCCCCUUCUUUCUGCAGCCCUUUCUGCUCUUCCCAGAACAGUCUUCACUUCCUUCUGGGCAUCUGUCACCAAGAUCUCUCUGUCUCUGGUCCAGCCCUGACCCCUGGGGAGUCUGUGUGUCCUCUGGGUCUGAGGAGUGGCCUCUGGGGCCCAGGGCCACCUCGGUUGGGACUGGGGACCAAGGGGCCGUCCUGGAGUGUGAACUGAGUAAAAGAUUCAGUGUUUAAAACAAA